GAGUUGACAAACUUGUAAAUACAGCGAUGAACUGAACUGUACUCAGCUGAGGAUGCCAGCCUACACAGGGCAAUCGCCACUCUUUUUUUCCACUGGCACAGGAGGCAGUAUGCAAUUCCUUUUUGGCUGCAUAUCUUCCUUUACCAGUUCCACUAUAAUACUGAAUGUUGCCCUGGUGACACGAAAUGACUCUAUCGACUGCAAAUCUGAAAGAGUGAUGCAGCACAACCUCUUCCCACCAGCAAGAUGGGCGAGUAUGUGUCCAAACCGUCCUUUCACUAACCAUUGGCAUUAGAUAACAAGGCAUAAGGAUUUGCUGGUAGAGGAUGUUUGGAGGUUCAAGCUCCCGAAACAAAGGGAAAACAUCCACUGUUCCCAAUCCAGACAGCCUUGGGAGCAAACAUGGAAGUUGUCUGGCACAGGGCUUUAGAAUCCUACGUCUUCGCCGGUUUUCAGCCAUGGUGAUCUGCAAUACCUGUGUUGGCCAGUUUCAUUUUAUACCUCUCAGUUAAUUUUUAAUAAAUGAGUCGUUAGAUAAAUUAGUUGAAACGGAUUCAAUACUAACAACAUGCCCCCCAGCCAAUGACAUUUAAAAAGCAAUUUGGGCAAGUGCAGUAAACCACAUUAUUAACCAACCAGGCACGAGGUAUUUUGCUUUAUUACAGCAACUCAUGUACCAGUUCUCUGCGCAUGGAAACCACAUUUUCACAAUUUUCACAAAAUUUCAGUAGUAAUUUUCAAAAGCAGCACGAGUACUUUACGCAUAACUAAUAUACAUAUCAACCACCACAUUUCCUCUUCAUUUGCAUGACGUCGGGUGAAAAGCCUGGUUUACUCAAGUAAAAUAAACUGAGUGAAUGGAAAUCCAAAAAAGCAUUUUACACGAGGCAUUUUUCACACGCAUAGAAACUCCACCAAUGAGGAUUUGUCUAAUGAGUGCGAUUCCUACAUCCAUUGAUGUUCCUUCAGCGUCCUAAUAUUUCUUCAAGAGGACACAAGAUGGAACCCAGAGACUUUGAAAACAUAUGAGACACAGAGUUGCAAAUGACUUCUGGGAUGUAGUGUUCUCGUACAACAAAAGCAAAACAGAAGGUUUAGGUUCUUCUAGAUUAUGACAUUUUCAUUAUCUCCAACAUUCUGAAUUUCAGCCAUUUCUUGACUUUUACAAGAACUCUACCACUACUUUUCCUGUGACGUACUUCAAGCUCUCUGCGUUCCUUUGUGUGACCUCUUCAAGAAGAAAUGUUGGGACAUGGAAGUGUAGCAUUCAAAUAUGUGCUAGAGAUGGAACAGACCAGUGUUACAGAAUCCAUGGAAAUGGAAUCAAGUGCUCUCUACAACACCAUAAAUACCACCUGUGACCUGUAUCAACAUCGCAGUAUUGCAAGGAUUGUGAUGCCCCUGCAUUACUCCAUCGUUUUCAUAAUAGGGUUAACUGGAAAUGCACUGGCUCUGCAUGUCAUCCGUCCCAACUUAAAGAAGAUGAACUCCACUACCUUAUAUUCGACCAAUCUCGUCAUCUCUGAUAUUCUUUUCACCUUGUCUCUGCCUUUGCGCAUAGUGUACUAUGCAAUGGGCUUCCACUGGGUGAUGGGGGAUGCAUUGUGCAGGAUUACAGGUCUCAUAUUCUACAUCAACACAUAUGCUGGUGUCAAUUUCAUGACUUGCUUGAGUGUUGACCGGUUUAUUGCUGUGGUACUGCCUCUCCGCUUCAGUCGGUUCCGGAAAGUUCACAAUGUGAAAUACAUCUGCUUGUUUGUGUGGUUCAUAGUAUUGGCUCAGACAUUACCACUACUCACAAUGACUCUCUCCAAAGAAGUCGAAGGGGGAUACAUAACCUGCAUGGAAUACCCAAACUUUGAAAUAAUACCAAACCUGCCUUAUAUGCUUCUGGGUGCAGUGUUUCUAGGAUACAUUAUUCCAGUGGUAACCAUCUUGGUUUGCUAUUCUGGAUUAUGUUGGAAACUGCAAUUAUCUACAAAACAAAAACAAUUUGCUGAUAAAUCUGGGAGGAACAAAAAGGCCACCCGCGUCAUCUUUUUUGUGACUCUUGUGUUUGUAAUAUGCUUCAGUCCCUACCAUAUUGACAUUGUGCAGCAUAUGAUUAAAAAACUGAGUUAUGAUCCCAGUUGUUCAGAACAAUAUGCCUUUCAAGUGUCACUCCAUUUUGCAGUGUGUCUGAUGAAUUUCAACAGCUGCAUGGACCCAUUUAUCUACUUUUUUGCCUGCAAAGGCUACAAGAGAAAAAUCAUGAAAAUAAUGAAACGACAAGUCAGUGCCUCCUUCUCCAGCGUGGUCAGGACUUCUCCAGAUGGCUCCGCACGGGAUGUAAUCGAUAACAAAAUAGUUUUGGUGCCGUUAAACAGUUAUAAAAAUAAGUCCCAGAACAGUGGCAAGGUAGAAACAAAUACAACUGUGGAGGGCUUUACAAACAGAGUUUCCGGGUGUCCCUGAAAACGACAAAUCCCAAGAACGUUUCUGAAGGCAUAAUGCAACUCUAGACAAACAAAUGUCCAGUAGUGAGCGGUGUCAAUCUAACUUUUCCUGUCACAGGCAGCUUUACAAUUAAAGUUUGAGAUUGCUGAGUAAUGUGCCAGUAAAUAUUUGCUAAUACAAGAGAUGCAUCUAACUCUCAAUAAAAUAAAAUGGAAUGUUUUCUAUUUGUUGUACAGUGGUGAAGAUUAUAUCUAGUUAUAAAGCAUUGUUUAGUCUUUCCAUUUUUUGGGGUAACAAUUAUAUUGUACAAAUAUUAAAUACUCUGUAUUUUAUUUAUUUUUAUUUUUAGGAAGACUAAUUAAUACUAGCCUUGUUUUAAAGUAAUCUUGAAAUUAAAGCCUUCCACACAGGCUGGCUAUAAAAUAUAUAAGCAAAACAUAAUUCAAGUUUAGGGGUUUCUAAUUUCUGCUUGAAUCUUGAAAAACAAGGGUGUGGGGUUUGUGAACCAGCAACAGCUCUUUCCUUCUAGCUUUAAAAAAGGGAAGUCAAUUAAUUCCGUAACCUCUUAUCAAACAUGAAUUGUGUUCAGUAAAAUGACAAAUUAUGUGUUUGCUAAGCACAGCUAAGGAAUAGUAGCCAGUUGCAUAAAACACCUAAAAUGUGUCUUGAGAUUAAGGGUGUUGUAAUUAACACAUUUAUCUUUCAAUGUUCUACUUGUUGCUAAGACAAAAAUGCCACGUCUGUUGUAUAUAAUAUCUAACUGUUAGAGUGAACGCCUUCAAAAGACUGGCUGAACUUUUAGUGCUUUAGCAGCCAGAUCAGUAUAGUUUGCAUCCAUCAGAGUACUGGAGUUUACAAACACAGUACUUUAUUGUAACUUUUUGAUCUUCAGCAACAACUUAACCAGGUAAAACAUAUAUUUUAUAGUUACAUGACAUAACGGCAAGUCCAAGACCGCGCUGACAUCACCGCGUAGGACAUUACAGCGCCGACCAUUACAGCGACUGCCCAUAACAGCGCUAUGACAUCACCGCGCCGAACUACAAUUCCCAGAAGACACUGCGAAGUUCACAAUAGCGUCACUUACCAGGAACUCUGACACACGACGCAAUCAGAGCGGGGUUCACCACAGAGUCAUCUCACCAGCCUCGUAAAAGGAUGCAGCUGUCAUGCAUUCAUAUUGGAGAACUAUUCAUGGUAAACGGCGAAGAGUGCAGUUGGUGGCUGCGUUCGCGUUGGUCCUAAAAAGUCUGUGUUGCAGUCGGGAGUCUGCGCCUGACGUCAUGGUCUGCGUGGAUGGAGCUAGGACAGCUGUGGGAGGUUUCCCAGCACAGUCCAUUGAGCAAACAUGGAGACCGACUUGAUUGAUUUUCUGAUUGCAGAAGAUGAUACUUUUUUUUUUGACUGUUCCCAUACAGCUCCAUCAUAACUAGACUGGUAAAUACAAUCAGUAAAACCUCAACGCAACAGAACCCUGUUUCCACAAGCAUUUUUUAUGUAGUUGGGCUGCAUAUCAAUGUUUUGUUUUGUUUUUCACCUGUUGCAGAAUGAUAUUCAGCAUGUGUUUUGAUAUAUGUAUAUUUGUAUAAGAUUACUCCUCCACAGGACAACCGGGAUUGGGGACCAAUACAAGGACAUGACGUGUUUGGAUUUUUUUUUAUUUAUAUUUUUUUCUAAAUAAAGAGUUUAACUUUC
Acipenser ruthenus (sterlet) is the source of this 4131-nucleotide messenger RNA. Its product is annotated as G-protein coupled receptor 183-like. The record is from RefSeq and is a predicted model, not a curated record. Gene Ontology annotation, cellular component: membrane. Gene Ontology annotation, biological process: G protein-coupled receptor signaling pathway. The transcript is spliced from 2 exons. Gene Ontology annotation, molecular function: G protein-coupled receptor activity; oxysterol binding. Lineage: Eukaryota; Metazoa; Chordata; Actinopteri; Acipenseriformes; Acipenseridae. The coding region runs from base 1243 to 2454 and encodes 403 amino acids.